UUUAGAAUGUUGUUUAAUUAUAUUUAAUCGAAAUUAAAUUAAAUUAUUAUAAUUGUUUUUUAGAAAAUAAUUACUAUUAAUGGUUACGGGUAACCAGGGUUUUCCCCCACUAGUUUACUAGUUAAUACUUGAGCAUUGUUAUUGGGCACCAGUGCUGCCCAGUACCUUCUAUAAGUGUCAGUCUACGAUUGGUAGCGAUAUUCCUUAAAACUUAUUUUCUUAAAUUAUAUGAGACCCGCUGCUUAAUUAUACCAAUAGCAACAUGACACUAACGAGGGUGCUAGGCACCAGUGGUGCCCUUUAGCAAUUCUCUUAAUACUCGCACCAUCAAAACCGUCCAAUUCUCUCAAUUCUCAAACCCUUCACAUAAGUUUAAGAAAAGUCUGGUCUCUCUUCAUUUUCCAUAACACAUUAUAAAACAAGUUCAUUAGAUCAAUACAUACAUAUAACUAACUUUGAGUGUAAAAGCCAUGGCUGUAUCACUAACACCACCAUAUAUUAUCUACUUGUUUCUUCUUCUCAUGAUGUUGCUAUGUUCCUCCACUGCUCAAACUCAAAUAAACAUAUCCGUAGGAUCAUCUCUUAUUGCAUCCAAAAACAAAAACUUGUUAUGGGAAUCGCCAUCUGGUGAUUUUGCUUUCGGUUUUCAGCAGAUUGGAAAAGGUGGCUUCCUACUAGCCAUUUGGUUCAAUAAAAUACCCGAGAAAACUAUUGUCUGGUCAGCCUAUGAUGGUAAUCUUGUGCAGGAAGGAUCCAAAGUUGAGUUGACAAAGCUUGGGCUUGUUCUCAAUGAUCACAAAGGCAACGAGGUUUGGAGUCCUGCUGUGGCUGAUGUUGCUUAUGGGGCUGUGUUAGACACAGGUAAUCUUGUCCUAGCAAACAACAACAAAACCAAUUUGUGGGAGAGUUUCGAUGAACCAACAGACACAUUGUUGGUGGGACAAACUCUGAGUCAAAACAAAAAGCUUGUUGCUCGCUAUUCGGAAACAAAUUAUUCAAGUGGAAGAUACCAUUUCGUACUACAGUCAGAUGGAAAUCUAGUGCUUUACACAAGAAGUUUCCCACGUGACACUCAAAAUUUCGCUUAUUGGGAUAUCAAAACUGAAAACGAAGGCUUUCAACUCAUCUUCAAUCAAUCAGGCUAUAUAUACCUUGAAGCAAAGAAUGGUACCAUACUAAACAUGUUAUCAUCAACUGGUAAUGCAGCACGAGAUUUCUACCAAAGGGCAAUUCUUGAAUAUGAUGGUGUUUUUAGGCAAUAUGUGUACCCGAAAAAGAAUUAUGGAAGCUCUAGUGGGUGGAGCAUGGCAUGGACUCAAUCAUCAACCUCCAUACCUUCCAAUAUAUGUCGAAGUAUGCUAGGACGAUUAGGAAGUGGAGCUUGUGGGUACAAUAGCUACUGUGUGAUAGGAAUUGAUCAGAAACCAAAUUGCCAUUGCCCAACUGGUUACACUUUCAUUGAUCCAAAUGAUAAGAUGAAAGGAUGCAUACAGACAUUUGAAGCUCAAAGUUGUGAUGAAGACUCAGGAGAUGUUAAUAAUUUUGAUUUUAUUAGCAUGGAAAACACAGACUGGCCUGCAUCUCAAGAAUUCGAGUAUUUUGAAGGGGUGACUGAAGACUGGUGCAGGAAGUCUUGCCUAGAUGAUUGCUUUUGUCCUGUUGCCAUUUUUAGAGGAAUUGAAUGUUACAAGAAAAGAAGUCCUUUCUCAAAUGGGAGGAUAGAUCCCACUUUUGCAGGGAAAGCUCUUAUAAAAGUAAGAAUUCGCAAUUCUACUUCAAUGACAGGAGGUGCAAAUUCAAAUACGAAAGAUCAAUCUACACUAGUACUCAUUGGAUCAAUACUUUUAAGCAGCUCAGCUUUUAUUAAUGUCCUUCAACUUGCAGCAUUCCUUUUUGUUCUUUUUCGCUUUCGUCAAAAAUCAAAGGUGAAUAAGCAAAAUACAUUCAUACCAGAAAUGAAUUUGCAAAUUUUCACUUAUGCGAAACUAGAAAAGGCCACCAAUGGUUUCAAUGAGCUACUAGGAAAGGGUGCUUUUGCUAGUGUCUUCAAAGGGGUUCUUUCAUUUGAUGACAAGCAAUGUUUGGUUGCUGUCAAGAAGUUGGAGCACAUGGUGAAAGAAAAUGAGCAAGAAUUCAAGGCGGAAGUAACUGCUAUUGGUCGUACGAAUCAUAAGAAUUUGGUGCAGCUAAUUGGGUUCUGUAAUGAGGGGCAGAACCGGCUUCUUAUCUACGAAUAUAUGAGUAAUGGAUCACUAGCAAGUUUUCUUUUUGAACCAUCAAAUAAGCCGAAGUGGUACCAAAGAAUGAACAUUGCAUUGGGGAUUGCAAGAGGGCUAUUUUACUUGCAUGAAGAAUGCAGCACCCAAAUCCUACAUUGUGACAUCAAGCCUCAAAACAUCUUACUAGAUGACUCUUACACUGCAAGGAUUUCUGAUUUUGGACUAGCGAAGAUGUUGAAGACCGACCAGACUCGAACCACUACUGGUAUAAGAGGAACCAAAGGAUAUGUAGCUCCCGAAUGGUUUAGAAAUAUGCCUGUCACAGUCAAGGUGGAUGUAUACAGCUACGGGAUUUUGUUGUUAGAGAUCAUUUGCUGCAGAAAGAAUGUUGAAGAACAUGUAGAGGAUGAUGCCCAAACGAUAUUGGGUGACUGGGCAUAUGAUUGCUAUGCAGGUGGGAAUCUUCAUUUUCUUGUUGAGAAUGAUGAUGAAGCAUCACAAGACAUGAAAAAGGUGGAGAAAUAUGUGAUGGUUGCAUUAUGGUGUAUCCAAGAGGAUCCAUCACUUAGACCCACAAUGAAGAAAGUUAUUCUCAUGCUUGAAGGGACUAUUGGAGUCUCAGUUCCUCCAGACCCAUCCUCAUUUAUCAGCUCAAUAUAGAUUCAAAAUUUUAUGCAAUAGUUCAUGUUGUCAAGUCAAAUUGUGUGUUAGUUUCAAUUUUAUUUUUGUAUUAUCCAUAAAUAAUUGAAAACAACUUUGUCAUGAAAUCAGU
This is a messenger RNA of Cannabis sativa, 2991 nucleotides long. RefSeq names its product G-type lectin S-receptor-like serine/threonine-protein kinase LECRK3. Gene Ontology annotation, biological process: protein phosphorylation. The record is from RefSeq and is a predicted model, not a curated record. NCBI's taxonomy places the organism in Eukaryota, Viridiplantae, Streptophyta, Magnoliopsida, Rosales, Cannabaceae. The transcript has a single exon. Gene Ontology annotation, molecular function: ATP binding; protein serine/threonine kinase activity. The coding region runs from base 471 to 2879 and encodes 802 amino acids.